GCCCACCGUGCAGUCCGUAUGCGACAUUCUGAAGUUGGACACCGUGGUCCGCAGCGACAACACCUUUACGGUGGUAGAGGAGCUAAUGCGGGAGAGCGCCCAGCCCCGGGUGCAGCGCAGCAACCUCAUCAUGGUAAAGCCAACGGAUUCAGUGGUGAUCUACGUAUGGAAGCGGGCCACAGCCGACCAGCUGGCAAAGCAACUGCGACCCUUUGUGAAGGGCAUCGUGAAUGCCUACCACGGCAGCAUGCUUCCAGAAGUGCGCAGCGUGGUGCAGGAGAACUUCAUGUCAGGAAAAGUUCGAGUGGUGGUUGCCACCAUGGCCUUUGGGAUGGGCCUAGACAAGCCGGAUAUCCGCAUGGUCGUUCACUUUGCGCUGCCCAAAAGCAUAGAGAAUUACAUCCAAGAGACCGGGCGAUGCUCCCGAGAUGGUGCACCAGGAAAGUGCGUGGCCAUCGUGAACAACAAGGACUAUCAAGCCAUGCGAUGGCUGGAGAGCGGAGGUACUGGCGGUGGCACCCAGGCCGCUGUAGUUCGACGUCUCUUAGUGGCCUGGUUGGGUGACUCUGAAGCCUACAAGCGUCAUUUUCUCAGCCCGGAUGCCAGGGCGGCAGUGGGCGAAAACGGCGAGGUGGAGUCUGCUGAAGGCAGCUGGCAACCGUACAGCAUUGCCAUUGAUGA
Molecule: messenger RNA, 681 nt
Organism: Symbiodinium pilosum
Lineage: Eukaryota; Dinophyceae; Suessiales; Symbiodiniaceae
Source: the annotation of a GenBank genome assembly